GUCUUACCCUUUAUUCUUUCCAAGAGGGGAGAUUGGUUGGCAUCCCGAAAUCCCAAAGAAUGGCGUCAACUUGAAUGAGAUACUUCAAUCUCGUCGCAGUGGUCGACAUAGUCUAGGUACAUAUACAAAUAGUCGAUUAUGCGUAUCUGUUAGAGACUACUAUUGCUACAAGUUUCAAAUACGUCGUGGUGUAUUUAACACCAUGCUAUACGGUAAACGACUGUUCCAACAGUAUGUGGUUGAUAUGUACAUCAAGGUUGAAAGCUCAAGAUUGGACUAUAUCAGAAAUCACCAGAAACAAAUACGUGCUAAUCUAUACCAAGGUGUUGUUGAUAGCCUUCAAGCUGGGGAAAACCGUGCGGAUGAAGUGGGCAAAUGGACUAUACUUCCUACAUCAUUUAUUGGGGGAAAAAGAGAUAGGAGACGAAGGUAUCUUGAUGCCAUGGCCUUGGUGCAAAAGUAUGGGAAACCAGAUAUAUUUUUAACCAUGACUUGCAAUCCAAAUUGGGAUGAGAUAAUUAGUGAGCUAGAGCCUGGACAAACCCCAUAGGAUCGCCCUGAUCUUAUCGUACGAGUAUUUCGAGCAAAGUUGGAAGACCUCAAGAUACAACUUUUUAAGAAGCACAUGCUCGGUAAGGUAGCAACAUAUGUGUAUGUCGUUGAGUUUCAGAAAAGAGGUCUACCACAUGCUCAUUUCCUCCUAAUCAUGAAGGGGAGGUACAAGCUAACUUGCCCAGAGCAAUAUGACUGUCUAAUAUCUGCUGAAUUGCCAGACAAAUCCAAGUACCCAGAGUUGUACAAAAUGGUCGUCAAGCACAUGAUGCAUGGCCCUUGUGGAGUCCUCAACCCCAAGAACGUGUGCAUGCAAAAUGGUAGCUGCAAGAACUACUAUCCACAACCAUUUAAUGCGUCAACCCUUCAGGGAAAGGACUCAUAUCCCAUAUACCGGAGGAGAGAUGAUGGACGUCGUGCGAAGGUACGGGGUGAAGAUUUAGACAAUAGGUGGGUUGUUCCAUACAAUCCUUACCUACUAAGAAGGUAUAACUGCCACAUCAAUGUUGAGGUUUGCUCAAGCAUAAAAGCUGUGAAGUACCUCUUUAAAUACAUAUAUAAGGGGCAUGAUCGAGCAUCUGUUUCUAUCGACGCGGUGGAUAGUGACGGAAACAUUGAUGAAAUAAAGAAAUACAGAGAUUCCAGAUGGGUUACACCACCAGAAGCAUUAUGAAGGAUCUAUGGUUUUGACCUUAGUGAGAUAUUUCCUUCUGUUAGGCAGCUACAACUCCACCUCCCUAAUAUGCACAUGGUGUCAUUCCCGGCGGGCGCAAAUCUGAAUGAUGUCCUCUCCCAGGAAGGAGCUUCCAAGACCAUGCUAACCGAGUAUUUUGAAGCAAACAAGAAGUAUGAGUUGGCCCGGGGAAUUUUAUAUAAGGAUUUUCCGGCAUCUUUUAUUUGGAUCUCGGGUGGAAAGUAUUGGAAAAGGAGGGAUGAACGCACACAGAUCGGGAGAAUUGUGUCUGCUCAUCCAGCCGAAGGGGAGAGGUAUUAUCUUAGAGUGCUUCUAAACCAUGUCACAGGUGCUACAUCUUUCCAAGACCUAAGGACAAUGGAUGGUAUUGUUUUCCCGACAUUUCGUGAAGCUGUUGAAAGGAGGGGUCUUAUCGAGUCAGAUAAUACUAUUGACGAGUGUCUUAAUGAAGCUGAGGUUUUUCAGAUGCCAUCUUCCCUUUGAAGGCUAUUUGCCACUAUAUUGGUCUUUUGUGAGCCCAGCAAUGUGCGUGGUCUAUGGGACAGGCACUUGGAAGCUAUGACAGAAGACUAUCGACUAAACCACAUGUCCCCUCAUGCAGUUGAGCAGAUGGCUUUGUUAGAUAUAAAAAGUAUGCUUGAAUCGAUGGGGAAGGACAUAUCAUCAUUCCCUCUUCCAGAAAUUGAUGAGUCGUAUGAUGGCUCAAAUAACGAGGCUAGGGAGAUCACAGAGGAGUCGACGAUAGGGGUGAACCCAGAACACCUUGGCUUUUCAUCUUUCCUAAACCCAGAACAGAGAUAUGCAUAUGAUGAGAUACUUGCAACAAUCAAUAGUGGCCAAGGAGGUGUGUUCUUUGUUGAUGGACCAGAAGGCACUGGAAAGACUUAUCUAUACAAAGCACUACUUGCAAAAGUACGUGGUGAGGGUAAAAUAGCUAUUGCAACAGCGACAUCAGGCGUUGCUGCAUCCAUCUUGCCCGGCGGGAGGACUGCACACUCAAGGUUUAAAAUACCAUUGAACAUUGAAGAUGGUGGAGUUUGCAGCUUCACCAAGCAAAGUGGGACAGCUAAGCUUCUUAUGAGCGCCUCCCUCAUAAUUUGGGAUGAGGCCUCCAUGACAAGGAGACAGGCAGUCGAGGCCCUUGAUAAUAGCAUGAGGGACAUCAUGGCUCAACCUGACCUGCCAUUUGGCGGAAAGACUGUCGUGUUUGGGGGAGAUUUCAGACAAGUGCUUCCUGUUGUUCGCAAGGGAACAAGGUCACAAAUAAUUGACGCGACGCUACGCAAGUCUUACCUUUGGGAGAGUAUGAGACAUAUAAGACUUGUCCGUAAUAUGAGGGCUCAAAGUGAUCCAUGGUUUGCUGAUUAUCUUCUGCGUGUUGGGAAUGGCACCGAAGAUACUAUGGAUGAUGGUUACAUACGAUUCCCAGAUGAGAUUUGUGUACCAUAUACCGGCGUUGCCUCUGAUAUUGACAAGCUUAUUGAAAGUGUUUUCCCGAUGACGCUAGAUGAAAACCUCUUGGAUCCAAACUACAUAACGUCCCGAGCAAUUCUAUCAACUCGGAAUGAGUAAGUUGACAAAAUCAA
Molecule: messenger RNA, 2832 nt
Organism: Triticum dicoccoides
Lineage: Eukaryota; Viridiplantae; Streptophyta; Magnoliopsida; Poales; Poaceae
Product: ATP-dependent DNA helicase PIF3-like
Exons: 2
Coding region: 1805-2818 (337 amino acids)
Biological process (GO): DNA repair; telomere maintenance
Molecular function (GO): DNA helicase activity
Source: RefSeq, a predicted model, not a curated record